CAUACAUAAAAGGCACAGCCGACUGGACUGUGUGCACGUUCCUGCUCCUCAUCCAGUGAGAAACAUGGGACUCUUGACAGCAGUAGCUAUCGCAGCAGGAGCGGGUGGAGCAGUGGUCUCUGCUCCUAUUGUUCUGGGAGCGGUGGGUUUCACCUCAGUUGGAAUAGCAGCUGGCUCCUACGCUGCAAGCAUGAUGUCUGCAGCUGCGGUGGCCAAUGGAGGAGGAGUUGCAGCUGGAAGUGUGGUGGCUGUUUUGCAAUCAGCAGGUAUGGCAGGUCUCUCUGGGGCCGCCACUGCAGCUGUGGGGAGUGUUGGAGGAGCUUUGGGAUUUUUGGCUACUCUCAUCUGAGACCAUUCUUGAAAUCAUGAAGGAAAAAAAAAAAAACAUAAUGAAGGAUAUAUUUACUGUUGCUAAUUGGAAACAGUUGCCAAGAGUUUCAGCUUCAUGCUUCAGUGAAGCUUUGCUUCACUGAAAUCUGAGUGCUGUAAUGCUGUGGUGUUUUUUCACAAAACACAUUAACGCGGCCAAAUUGUGCGACUUCAAAAAGAAAAUGAUAAUAAAAGAAUGAAAACGAGUUUAAA
Messenger RNA from Archocentrus centrarchus (flier cichlid), 582 nucleotides. RefSeq names its product interferon alpha-inducible protein 27-like protein 2A. Gene Ontology annotation, biological process: intrinsic apoptotic signaling pathway; release of cytochrome c from mitochondria. Bases 65 to 349 code for a protein of 94 amino acids. The transcript is spliced from 4 exons. The record is from RefSeq and is a predicted model, not a curated record. Gene Ontology annotation, cellular component: mitochondrial membrane. Lineage: Eukaryota; Metazoa; Chordata; Actinopteri; Cichliformes; Cichlidae.